Phlebotomus papatasi is the source of this 2947-nucleotide messenger RNA. RefSeq names its product serine/threonine-protein kinase PAK 1 (gene Pak3). Gene Ontology annotation, biological process: intracellular signal transduction; protein phosphorylation; regulation of axonogenesis. NCBI's taxonomy places the organism in Eukaryota, Metazoa, Arthropoda, Insecta, Diptera, Psychodidae. The coding region runs from base 376 to 1923 and encodes 515 amino acids. Gene Ontology annotation, molecular function: ATP binding; protein serine/threonine kinase activity. The transcript is spliced from 3 exons. The record is from RefSeq and is a predicted model, not a curated record. Gene Ontology annotation, cellular component: cytoplasm.
UUCUCGAUGAGUGGAAAAGUUUCGUCAGAUUCGUCAUACCUCUCGCAUUUGUGUUUGAGUUUUUGUGUGUUCCUUUUUUUUCUCUUUUGCCUAAAAAAGGGUCGAUUAUGAACCACUCCUGUCUCCUCUUCAAUGCAAAAAAGUCUCCUCUGUGCUUGCUGUAAGACACCGCAAGGCGACUAUGUGUUUUGUGUAGAAACAAGGAGUGAAAAAUUGAGUGAGAAAUCGUGAAAGUAUUUUUUCAGUGUGAGGGACGAGGUGUUGCCAAGAGGGGCGGAAAACUUUAUCAUUUUACACUGAGCUGUGGGAAUUUUUAUUGUGUGUUCUUGGCGUGUGGAAAAGUGCACAUUUUCGGGAGGUUGAGUGUGUGAUAAAAUGUCGCUAUUCAACAUAUUCGGGAGCAACAAGAAGAGCCAGUCCAAGGAUGGCGGGGAUCGGGCUAAGGGCGGUGCACUGAACAUUGGAACUCCGACAAAUGUUGUCCAUGGAGUUCAUGUUAGCAAAAACCACUUAACUGGAGACCUUGAGGGUCUGCCAAAGCAAUGGCAGAAGAUCCUCAAUGCCCUGAUCACGCAGGAUGAGCAACAGGAAAAUCCUGAUGCUGUCUACCAAGCGCUCAAAUUCUACAACUAUUCCAUCAAGAAGAAGGACCAGACGGAACCGUUCAAGCCUUUUAUCACUGAAGAGGCAAUUGUGGAGGAAUCUGCUGAGAUUGACAAGUACAUGAACAAGAAUGUCCAUCCGAGUGCUGACUCCCUGGGCGGCAAGAGCAGCAGCGAUGAGAGCUACAGCUCAGACACUCCACCCCCACUUCCUGAGAAGCGCCCUGUCACAGCCAUGCUACCCAAACCGAAGCUCCUCCCAAAGCCAAAACUGUCCAAACCUCCAGUUCCGGCCAAAUUGCACAGUAACUUCGACAAUGUCCAGGAUCUAUCGCAGAUCAGCCAUAUAGAGCAGCCUGAUCCCAGUCCGGAUGAUGGUCUCAUCCUUCGGCCAAAGGACAAGGAUGCCACAAAGCGCGUCCCCAAGACGGAUGAGCAAGUGUACACUGAACUGCGGAGCAUUUGCAAUCUGGAUGAUCCCACACAGCGAUAUGAAACGAAAUUAGAGGUCGGCAAAGGGGCUUCCGGUGUAGUGUUCAUUGCUCUGGACUUGGAGACGGAGCAGAAAGUGGCAAUAAAGACCAUUGAUCUUAAGAGUCAGACAUCAAAGGAACUUAUUCUCAAUGAGAUCCGUGUGCUUAAGGAUUUCAAUCACAAAAACUUGGUGAACUUCCUCGAUGCCUACUUCCUGGAACCGGAAAAUCAACUUUGGGUGGUGCUGGAGUACAUGGAUGGAGGUCCACUGACAGACGUUGUUACUGAGACGGUAAUGAAGGAGAGACAAAUAGCUGCUGUGUGUCGAGAAGUGCUAAAUGCAAUAACUUUCCUGCAUGGCCGUGGCAUCAUCCAUCGGGACAUCAAGUCAGACAAUAUCCUUUUGGGCAUGGAUGGGAGUGUCAAAGUGACAGACUUUGGAUUUUGUGCCAAUAUUGAAGGGGACGAGAAGAGGCAGACAAUGGUAGGGACUCCCUACUGGAUGGCACCAGAGGUGGUUACGCGGAAGCAGUACGGCAAGAAGGUGGACAUCUGGUCCAUUGGUAUAAUGGCAAUUGAGAUGAUUGAAGGUCAGCCACCGUAUCUGAACUCACCUCCCCUCAGAGCUCUCUACUUGAUUGCAGCUAAUGGACGGCCAGAAAUCAAUAGUUGGGACAAACUUUCGGCAAAUCUGCAGGACUUUUUGGAUCGAUGCUUGCAAGUUGAAGUUGACCGGAGAGCAUCAGCUGAAGAACUUUUGCGUCAUCCCUUCCUGGACGAUUGUAUGGAACUCCGAACACUGACACCUCUCAUCAAAGCUGCCCGGAGGAUUCUCAAGAGGGACUAAGUGAGUGACAUUCAGCAUUUUUUUCUUUUAUCGUGGAUUUAGCAACAAAAAAAGAAGAAGAAAAAAAAAACAAGCGUAUUUGAGUGCCUUUGGAAACGGUUCAUUCUUUGUGAAUUUGAUAAAUUCAAUGAGUAUUCUGAAUAUCUCCACAUUCCGCACUCUAUUGGUUCUUCCACCAAAUAAAACAUUACUAUAUCACAAUAAAAAAAAAGAAAAUACCGAGGAAUUUUCUUUGUCCUCGCUUUUUGAUAAAAUUUAUUCUAUUAUUCUAAAAAGAAACAAUUUUUCUGCACAGACUUCAGUAUUUGAUAUAAAAAAAAAUGAAUUUUUCGACGAAUUUUUCAAUGCAGAUAAUCACAGCUAGAUUUUUUCUAUAAUUAAAAGAAAUCAAAUUCACGAUAGAUUAAGUGAAAAUGAUUUUUCUUUAAGCUUAAGAUGACUUAUUGAGAAGGAGAAAAAUGUGUUUAGAUUAAGAAGAGAGCUGAGAGCUUACAGUGAAUUUUUUUUUCUGGAUACCGGACAAAAUGAUUUUCUUUCCCAUUCGUGCAACUCUUUUUCCAGCCAAAUACCUCAAAAAAAGAGAAAGAGUGAUAUUUCCCAAAAGUAUCUUUUCUAAAUGAAAAAUAAAAUGUUAUAUUGCUUCAUUUUAAGUAGGUUUUCAAAUAUUCAAAGGUCAGCCAAUUAAAAGUAUAGUAAGAGAGAGAGAGAGAGAAAAUAAUGCAAUUAUUCACAAUUGAAAAACAAGGGAAUAAAAAAGAAGAGAAAAUCUAAAAGUCUGAUAAAGGAGUGUUUUUACAAUUGCAAUUUUUUUGCUCUUAGAUAAUACAUUUCCAAUGGAUAUAUUUUGAUAUAAGGAUAUCCUUCAUCUUUAUACAAUUGAGCACAAGAGACAAUUGUUUAAUUUUAGUAUACUAAAGAAAACAAUUGUGGACAGUUUUUUGUACAUAGUCGAUGUGUUAUUUGUAAAUUUUUAAAAUUGAAAUUAUACUUUCAAAUAAAUAUUGAAAUAAAUAUACAAAAUAAA